GGAAGGCUCCAAUGCCGCGACCUCACUACAAACCCCAAGAACCCAACGGCUGUAGUUCCUAUUUUCUGGGGCUCAAGCUAGAUUUAGGCAUCCCUGCCAUGACCAAGUGCUGUAAUCAGCUGGACGUUUGUUACGACACCUGCGGGGCCAACAAAUACCGCUGCGAUGCCAAGUUCCGCUGGUGCCUCCACUCCAUCUGCUCCGACCUCAAGCGCAGUCUCGGGUUCGUCUCCAAGGUGGAAGCUUGUGAGUCCGUCGCAGACGCAGUGUUCAACGCCGUCUGGACCCUGGGCUGCCGGCCCUUCAUGAACAGCCAAAGGAGCGCCUGCAUUUGCAACGAGGAAGAACGAGAUGAAUUGUGA
Molecule: messenger RNA, 362 nt
Organism: Cariama cristata (Red-legged seriema)
Lineage: Eukaryota; Metazoa; Chordata; Aves; Cariamiformes; Cariamidae
Product: group XIIB secretory phospholipase A2-like protein
Exons: 3
Biological process (GO): lipid catabolic process; triglyceride homeostasis; arachidonate secretion
Cellular component (GO): extracellular region
Molecular function (GO): calcium ion binding; A2-type glycerophospholipase activity
Source: RefSeq, a predicted model, not a curated record